GUGGUAGACUUCAUCUUCUUCGUCUGCGAGUGAUGGCCCCUCGAGAACAGUGCAAAGUCAUCAGCCGUAAGCGUAAAACCAGUGUACAUCACAUGGAAGAAACCUGAUCAGCUUUUGCCUGCGGACACUGCGGUCUCCAUUGCACAGCUUCGAUCAACAUCACCAUUAUUCUUCCUGAAAACUUUGAUCUACCCGUUGCCGCCUCCCAAACACAGUAAACCUCUCAUCCUUAUCUGCCUCCCUUCUCCGACGCUGUCGGUUUCCAAAAGCUUUGAAGUACUUUAUGGAAGUACCGAUACAUGGAACUCUGCUUUCUGCUGCAGCCUUGCAGAACAGGCUUAGCUUUUAAUCUUUUUCAGCUUCGAUAAAGAUUAUCGCUGAACUGUUGCAUGCGAGCUUUCUCAAAGAUGGGAUUUUUAGCACACCCGAAGGCUAAUUCCUUCCCUGAUCUCUGCAUUGUCUCCAUCGCCGCCGUCUCAGCCGUCUUCUUCCUCUGCUUUCCAUCCGCAGCCCAACCGCUCUCCCCCUCCCAAUCCAAGGCCCUGCUCCGCCUCCAGCGCCUCCUGGAAUACCCGCCGCCGCUGGCCGGCUGGUCCAACGCCACCGCCUUCUGCUACCUCUCGCCUUCCCCGUCUCUCUCCAUCUCCUGCGCCGGCGGCCGCGUCACCGAGCUCUCUAUCGUCGGCGGCGCCAGCCGGCCCCUGUCCGCCAACUUCUCCUCCGACUCCUUCUUUACCACCCUCUCCAGGCUCCCCGACCUCACCACCCUCUCCCUCGUCUCUCUCGGCCUCCAGGGACCGCUCCCCGCCAAGGUGAACCGCUUUUCCUCGCUCCAAGUUCUCAACUUGAGCUCGAACUACUUCUCGGGGGUGAUCCCACCGGAGAUCUCCAAUAUCACGAGCCUCCAAAACCUCGUUUUGAGCAGGAAUUCCUUAAACGGAACGGUUCCUGGCCUCCACCCCUUGACUGCCCUCCUCCAACUGGACUUGUCAGGGAAUCGCCUCGGGCCAGACUUCCCGUCUCUGAGCAGUAGCCUUGUGACUUUGCUCCUUAACAACAACAGCUUCCGCGACAAACUCCCGGACAGUCUCGCAUCACUCGACCACCUCCAGAAGCUGGAUUUGUCUUCCAACCAGCUCAAUGGCUGGAUCCCGGCGUUCUUGUUUUCAUUGCCAUCGGUGCAGUAUCUCGACUUGUCUAAGAACAGGCUAACCGGAGAACUUCCGGCAAAUUUGUCAUGCAGCAAUCAACUCGGAUAUGUUGAUAUCUCGAACAAUCUUAUCGUCGGAGGACUGCCUUCAUGCAUCCAAUCAAAUUCCUCGACCCGGGUAGUACUGAGUUCAGGGAACUGCUUGAAUUCACGGGAUUUCGGGUUCCAGCAUCCGAGUUCUUACUGCAAUCAGGGUGCGUUGGCCGCAGUUUUGCCUUCGGCAAACAAGAUCAGUGGAUCCAAGAGCAAUUUGGGCCUUAUAUUUGCCAUUGUUGGGGGAGUCAUUGCUGGUGCAGUGUUAGUUGGAUUACUAGUCUUCUUGAUCUUUAAGAAACUAAGACCAGAGGAUCGAGAGGCCAACAACAUCUUCAGCACACCCAGUGCAGGAAAAUCUUUGGUUCUGGUUGCUUCGAGAAGUCCUGCUGAAGCAAGGCACAUGUCUCGUACAAUUAGGAUCGGCACUCUUGGGCAAACACCAUAUCGUGUCUUCAGUAUGGAGGAACUUGAGGAUGCUACCAACAGUUUUGAUCCAUCAAACUUGAUUGAAGACAGCCCUCAAGCACAGUCCUAUAAAGGUUGGCUCCAAGAUGGCUGUUGGGUGGUAAUUAGACAUUUGAAAUUGCGACAGAAGCUUUCACGACGGAGCCUACUUCAGUAUAUGGACAUCAUCUCAAAGCUCAGGCAUCAUCAUUUAGUCAGCAUUGUCGGACAUUGCAUUGCUAGUGGCCCGGAUGGUGGCAACACUAUGGAUUCUGUCUUCCUUGUUUCUGAACAUAUCACUAAUGGAAAUCUAAGGGACCAUCUUGGUGAAUGGAGAAACCGUGAGAUGAUGACAUGGCCGCAAAGAGUGUCAGCUGUUAUUGGAGUUGCAAGGGGAAUCCAAUUCUUACAUACCGUUACAGUUCUCGGUAUCACUGGAAAUGAUCUUAACAUAGAGAAUAUAUUGUUGGAUCAAACUCUCACUGCAAAAAUAAGCAAUUAUAAUCUUCCAACACUUCCAAAUCUCAAAAGCAACAAGGGAGGCUCUGAGAGCCCUUUGACUGGUACAGUGGACAAGGGACAUCUUAGCAGUAUCGGCACUGUGGCAAAUGGUGAAAAAGAAGAUAUUUAUCAGCUCGGACUCAUUCUUCUAGAGAUUAUCACAGGGAAAUCUAUGGGGUCCAGAAGUGAGUUAGACUCUCUCAGAGCUAAGUUUCAGAAAAUUUUAGCAGAUAACCCAGCAAACCUGAAGGGACUUGCUGACCCUGCAAUUCGCGGAAGUUUUGCUCUCAACUCCUUAAGAACAGUAGUUGAAGUAUCCCUCAGUUGCAUAUCUAAAGAUCCUAAGCAACGCCCGUCGAUUGAUGAUAUCCUCUGGAAUUUGCAAUACUCAGUGCAAGUCCAAGAUGGCUGGGGAAGCAGUGAAAACUUAAGCUUCCAAAUGUAGUUCUUCACCUGACUUCAAGUUAUGGCUUUGUUUCUUCUCAGUCUCUGGAAAGGUUUGGUGCCAUCUGAAUAGAACAGCAGUACUUCUACACGCAGGCUAUGUAAGACACCAUAAUAAGGUCAAAUGUGUACACUAUGUGAUCAAGUUCUGCAAAUGUGUGACAGCUUUGCAAUCAAACAUACAUACAGCUCAAAAGUGUCAUUUUUCUUACAUACAUUAGAUAAUCAAAUUAAUUAUUGGAGAACA
Messenger RNA from Musa acuminata AAA Group (dessert banana), 2882 nucleotides. RefSeq names its product probable LRR receptor-like serine/threonine-protein kinase At1g14390. The record is from RefSeq and is a predicted model, not a curated record. Gene Ontology annotation, biological process: protein phosphorylation. The transcript is spliced from 7 exons. The coding region runs from base 390 to 2636 and encodes 748 amino acids. Gene Ontology annotation, molecular function: ATP binding; protein binding; protein kinase activity. Lineage: Eukaryota; Viridiplantae; Streptophyta; Magnoliopsida; Zingiberales; Musaceae.